Messenger RNA from Schistosoma rodhaini, 501 nucleotides. NCBI's taxonomy places the organism in Eukaryota, Metazoa, Platyhelminthes, Trematoda, Strigeidida, Schistosomatidae. The record is from the annotation of a GenBank genome assembly.
AUGCAGUUUAUAAUAUACGCCUAUAUAAUUUUUGCCAUAGUGAAAUUACCUGAAUUAGACAAAGAAGCACAAAUUGCAGAAGAUGAAGCCCAAAAAGUCAUAAAUGAAAUAACUGAUCAAUGGGGAAAUCAUAAUAUCUCAUUUGUAAUUGAAUGUCAAAAAUUAUAUUAUGAGAGUGAACAAGGAAUAACCCUGUUGACUGAUGUCAUAGGUUACGUGAAAAGCAAUUUAGUUGAUAUUAGUUCAAUACUGAAAGAAAACUACACUGAACUUAUAGAUUGUUUUCAAGAACAAAUCAAACAGUAUCAAAAAGAUAAAGACAAUCGUGCUGGUUUCGCAUGUUACGAUGAUAUGUCACUUGAUCUCUUUCAAAGCGUUAGUCUUCUCGAUGGAAAACUAGUUGAUUUGUAUAAGCGUAAAGCAGAAUUCAGUAAAUAUUUAUUUUACAGAAGAUUCAGUUUGGAUGUUGCUAGAAAAUUAAAACAACAAAUGAAAAAUUAA